UAUGAAUAUUCAGUGUUGUGCGGGGUUGGACUUCAGUUGUCGGAUGUUUUUCGUCCUGUGACAAGAUAUGCGCGCUUGUGUUAGCGUCAAGUGCUAAUCAGCCUUCGGACAUGGAGCUGCACAUUCUGGACCACAGACUGCGAGUCGCCAGCAUCACCAAAAGCGGCCUGGCUCAUUUCACACACCCGCUGAUCAAGUUGAUAUUUCUCCGCCGCCGGACGCGAUGCAAGUUCUUCAGUAUGACCGAGACCCCCGAGAACUACACGCUCGUGUUGGAUGAGGAGGGCUUCAAAGAGUUGGAGGCGUCUGAGCAUGUGCAGGUGGAGAGCUCUGUAUGGCUGCCGCUCAACGUACUGUCAGAUGGCAACGCUUCGGUCAGCUCGCAGCCGCUCGGAGUCACCAAAAUCGCCAAGUCCGUCAUCGCGCCACUGGCAUGCCAGCACGUCUCCGUCUUCAUGCUUUCCACCUAUCAGACCGACUUCAUACUGGUGAGAGAACAGGACCUGUCAGUUGUUGUUGGCACUCUAGAGGAGGAAUUUAACAUUUACCGUGAGGUAGGAGGAGAGUCGCUUCUUGUCCGAAGCCACAAUGUCGCCAAUGGCCUCCACAAGAACGGAAAAGAAGCAGCUGUGCAGCCCACACUUCACCCAGUGCUCAUCCCACAAAACCGGUUCUGCGUCAUGUCCCUGGAUCCAGACACGUUGCCCUCCGUCGCUACUACGCUCAUUGACGUGCUAUUCUACUCUGGCUGUGCCAAAGAGGAUCAGGCGUCUUCUCUGAGCCCAGAUUUGGAGCACAUCAAGUUCUUCUCUUUCUCCCUCAUUGACGGUUACGUUUCACUGGUCAUGGACACAGACACACAAAGAGAAUUCCCUGCCGACCUCCUCUUCACAAGCUCCUCUGGAGAACUAUGGAGGAUGGUGCGCAUCGGCGGACAACCGUUAGGCUUCGACGAAUGCGGCAUCGUAGCGCAGAUAUCCCAGCCUCUGGCUGACCACGACAUCUCCGCCUAUUACAUCAGCACCUUCAGCUUUGACCAUGCUCUGGUCCCUGAAGAAGACAUCACGAGCGUGAGCGACAUGCUCCACAAGCAGCGGACGGACCCGACCAGCGGCUGAGCACUCUAUGCGUGCGUUUGACGCCACAACCAAUUCCUGCUCAAGGAUUUCUUCCCAUGGCAACUUUUUCUCAAGGUUUUGUUAUGUUUUGUUUUGUUUUAAAUUGAUGCGGACCUCUUCAAAAAUGUAGCUAACAUACUAAAAGUACGAGGUUCGGCGUCUUUUUAUUUUUUAUUAGGUCAGUAUUUUGUAAGGAAAAAACACACUAGCAGGUCUGUAACUCUUGAUUAAUUUGCACAAACUUAUGUUACCUUGGACACUUUAUGGGCGACAUUUUGUACUUGCUCAAGUGUUUAAUGUGAAUAAAAUGAAUGGAAACUUGAAAAAUAGAAGUGGAUUUGUCAUUUUUGGGAAAAGGGGGGAAAAAAAAUCUAAAAUUCCCAGGAAAUCCUUGGAAAAAAAUGAAGCAAGAGAAAACCUUUUUUCUUCAUGAAACAAAUACCAAAAUAUUUGAAAAGAAUUUUUUUUAAAAAAGUGAUAGACAAAUAUGUGUGUAUAUAUAUA
This is a messenger RNA of Corythoichthys intestinalis (scribbled pipefish), 1622 nucleotides long. RefSeq names its product cytosolic arginine sensor for mTORC1 subunit 1 (gene castor1). Gene Ontology annotation, molecular function: arginine binding. The record is from RefSeq and is a predicted model, not a curated record. Lineage: Eukaryota; Metazoa; Chordata; Actinopteri; Syngnathiformes; Syngnathidae. The transcript is spliced from 9 exons. The coding region runs from base 111 to 1118 and encodes 335 amino acids. Gene Ontology annotation, biological process: negative regulation of TORC1 signaling.